AUGGCCACCUUUGUGGAGCUCAGCACCAAAGUCAAGAUGCCCAUCGUGGGCCUGGGCACCUGGAAGUCUUCUCCAGGCCAAGUCAAAGAGGCUGUGAAGGCAGCAAUUGACGUGGGGUACCGCCACAUUGACUGUGCCUUCAUGUAUGAGAAUCAGAAUGAGGUGGGGGAGGCCAUCCAGGAGAAGCUCCAAGAGAAGGCUGUGAGGCGUGAGGACCUCUUCAUUGUCAGCAAGCUGUGGUCUACCUUCUUCGAGAGGCCCCUGGUGAAGGAAGCCUGUCUGAAGACCCUCAAGGAUCUGAAGCUAGACUAUCUGGACAUCUACCUUAUUCACUGGCCACAAGGGCUGCAGCCUGGGAAGGAAUGUUUCCCCAAAGAUGAGAAAGGCAAUCUCCUCCUCAGUAAGACAACAUUCUUGGAUGCCUGGGAGGCCAUGGAGGAUCUGGUGGAUGAGGGGCUGGUGAAAGCCAUUGGCGUCUCUAAUUUCAACCACUUCCAGAUUGAGAGACUUUUGAACAAACCUGGACUGAAACACAAACCGGUGACUAACCAGAUUGAGUGUCACCCAUACCUCACACAGGAGAAGCUGAUCCAGUACUGCCAGUCUAAGGGCAUUGCAGUUACUGCCUACAGCCCGCUGGGCUCUCCAGACAGACCUUGGGCCAAGCCAGAGGACCCUUCACUGCUAGAAGACCCCAAUAUCAAGCAGAUUGCUGCAAAGCACAACAAAACCCCAGCCCAGGUUCUGAUCCGUUUUCAUAUUCAGAGGAAUGUGGUUGUGAUCCCCAAAUCUGUGACCCCAAAGCGCAUCACUGAGAACUUCCAGGUCUUUGACUUCCAGUUGAGUGAUAAGGAGAUGGUGACCAUACUCAGCUUCAACAGAAACUGGCGGAUCUGUGACCUGAAGGAAGGGGCCAGUCUGGAGGAUUAUCCUUUCACUGCAGAAUACUGA
This is a messenger RNA of Orycteropus afer afer, 951 nucleotides long. RefSeq names its product aldose reductase-related protein 2-like. Gene Ontology annotation, cellular component: cytosol; mitochondrion. The transcript has 10 exons. Lineage: Eukaryota; Metazoa; Chordata; Mammalia; Tubulidentata; Orycteropodidae. The record is from RefSeq and is a predicted model, not a curated record. Gene Ontology annotation, molecular function: aldose reductase (NADPH) activity. Bases 1 to 951 code for a protein of 316 amino acids.